Molecule: messenger RNA, 996 nt
Organism: Marchantia polymorpha subsp. ruderalis
Lineage: Eukaryota; Viridiplantae; Streptophyta; Marchantiopsida; Marchantiales; Marchantiaceae
Source: the annotation of a GenBank genome assembly
GAGAAAAUGCUCGCCUGCCAUUGAGGCGCGAUCCUAAACACGAUCUUCACACUGCUUACUGACUGACAGGACGAGCUUUCGCAUCGAAGGCAGUACAGGACCGUACAUGCGUCGUAGUCGGCGUCGGCGUCGUCGUAGAGCUGCUGAUGGUGAUAGUUGUACUGGAGUCGUAGUAUGAAGUAAAUCUGCAACAGGUGCAUCGAUUGCGAUACCGUCCCCGCUGUAAAGGUGGACUCGUUGCCUCGUACGUCUCGAUGACAAACAUGGAAACAUCGUAUGAAGAUGCAUUUUGUACCAUGGCAAUCAUUUAUGCAGAGAAGAGCAGAGUAGAGGAGCUGAACCUGACUGACUGACGACGAUGCUGCAGCUGAACGAAUGUAAAAACGAACGAAGGUCCGGGAUCGGUCGUCGUGGCUCUAGGCCUUGUGGUAGGUUCUAAAGCUUGUCCACGCUCAUGCACGGAAGCAAGUACGUCUGAUUUGCAUGAAUCGAAGCUGUAGAGCACAUUCAUGUCUGCUCGAUUUUUCGGUACCAUGUUGCGCAGCUAGCCGACCAUACUCCGAAGAUACUCGGCGCUGGAUUCAACUUACGGUCGGUAUUUGUCUUCCGAACCCACGGCGCUCAUACGAUAGCCAUGGCGAACCAGAGGACGUGGAAAUCCUCGCGCCAGGUCGAAUCUUCGGAGCAAAGUCAGCCGUGCUCGUCACGUACUGGCAUGGCAUGUUGUGACCCAAUUGAGGCCCUUUCCGAUACGGCUGAAAAGAAAUACUGGUGACAGGACUGCAUUAGGCAGCCCUUCUGAUGGUCCGCCUGUGUUAUCGGAUCAUGUAAGUUUCAAAUUAUCUAAUAUACUUUUCGAGAACAGCUUCAUCCGCAUAUUGAUUUGCUCCUGGAUCAGUUUCAAAGCGCAAGAGGCUCUCUAUAUCCAGCAGCCGAAUAGAUAGAUGGAGUGAGGCUCUCGCUGGUUUCCUCCAUGAUUUGCUAUGUGAUCUAAAC